Messenger RNA from Somion occarium, 1937 nucleotides. NCBI's taxonomy places the organism in Eukaryota, Fungi, Basidiomycota, Agaricomycetes, Polyporales, Cerrenaceae. The record is from the annotation of a GenBank genome assembly.
AGAGGGAUGGACGAACACGACAAGAGCAGCAUGGCUCAGGCUACCGUGACUUUUCUCAUGCCGGCUCCAGUGCGGGGACGCCCUUCUCUGCCAAUCUUGCCAUCUCCUGCCAUAUCCGGCGCUGAACUCCCGGCGCCUCCUCGAUCGGUGAUCGCCGCCUCUCCCUGCCGCCUCCCUGCCAUCCAUAUCGGGUUUCUUACUUGCGACACCGCGGGCCACAACUUUGUCCACCUCUGAAGAGUAGCUCUCUUCUGCUCGUCGCUCGACCAGCCCAAUUCUCUAAUCUCGCAUGAGGAAGGGUCAUGCACCCGUUUGAUACCCUCCGCUAUAAUGCUCACAUUUCUGCUUUUGCCUCUGGAACUUCGCCUGGCGGUUUACGAGACCUUUUUAGCACAACACCAAUCUGUCCACCAGAGUCAGCAGCCCUCGAACGAGCACAUACGUGUAUUGCGCACAUGUACACAGAUAUAUCAUGAGGCGUCUCCCAUUUUCGCCCGUUAUAUUUCCCUUCUGCAUGAACGGCAGAUCCACGCCUUUCUCGCCUGUCCUGGCGUCAUCCAGCCUUCACAAGUACUGUGGGCAGAUGUCGCCAAUGACGGAAGGUUAUUGCACACAGACAAAAACUCCUAUCCACUUUCGCAGCUAUAUUUGGCCAUGCGGAUGCUAUCGUCCCUACAGCACUUGAGAGUCUUUGACUGUCGCCAAGGCCUACCAAUCAGCUUGCACUGUGAGUAUCUAAGCUGUCUACAUUGUUGUAGUUUACAAUACGUAUUCUAUGCAGCGAUGAGAAGCAAGCAAAUUUCCUUGCAGUUCGAACAAGCAAUGUUCGCUGAGAGUAGCGGCAGACCGUCCUUGUAUUCCUAUGAGCUUUUUCUCAACCCGCACACGAGAUCCAAACCAUUCUCGAUGGUCGCCUCCCAGUCCUUGAGGUGUCUGCGAUUAUCCGGAGAGUGUCAUAUAUCCGCCGAUGUCAAAGCCAUGCCCCAUCUGCGUCGCUUAGUUCUCUAUGGUGUCACGAGUAAUUAUUUCGAUCGCAACAACCUGCAGGAUUGCUUCUUCGGUGCAGAGCUGACUGAAUUCUCCUACGCGGUGGGCGCAAAAAAUGGUUUCCUCAUCCGCGACCAUCACAUUAGGUCAUUGGCCUCUGGAAUCGGUCGCAACCUGCGUAAACUGGUUUUAUUAGGAUGCAGUCGCCUGACCAGCGUAGCACUGGCCGAAUGUCUGGGUGCACUUAGCAACCUCGAAUAUUUCGCGCUCUCGAUGAUCACAGUGGACGAGUUAGACGUCAAUUUCCUCGCGCUUCUCCCGCGAACGGUCUCCACACUCAAAUUCAGUAUCACCAACGCUGGAUACACGAUGCCGUUCAUAGCGCAGGAACGGGCAAUUUGCAAUACGUUGGAAGAUGAUGUAUUUAAUCGUGUUCCAAGGUUGCUGCGUAUAGCGGUGGAUUUCCGACCUCUGCUCAUGGAUGAGGAGGGACGGCGAGAACGAUGGGAAACAAUUCUCCGUCACCGGAGGACACCAUUGUACAUAGGUAACUGGAUGCAACGCGAAGAUGUAUAGAAAGCAGUACGCUGUGUGCUAUGUGCCUGGCAGUCCUUGAAAUUAAGCAAGGCAGAUGACUAUGCAUUUGCUUUACAUGCGCCGUAACCCGAAUCCGAGGAUGCCGGAAUAUAAGUACAUCCAAUUCAUCUGGUAUUUUAAAUUGUCUGUCAAGCGACACACAUGUGAAAAGCGAAAACUACAGCAAUGUCCGACCAAUGUCCAUGGAAAAGUAGUCCAAGCAUAGAAUACACCAGAGUAAUCUCUAAUAGGCGGGCCGAUUCGCAUAAUACGAACGAAUCUCAAAGUCCUCAGACAGUGGCUUUUGCAGUCGCGGUGUCUUCCGACGGAACGAGCCUUCCGCUAUCAAAACAGAUUAAAGUCAGUUCAGGUUC